CCUGUAGGACUUGGUUAGCGGGUUCUGUAUGUUAAGAAAAGGGACAUAACAUCGAAUUGUUUAAUUCUCAUGGAAAUAAUUCCUCGUAAAACUAAACGACUCGAUUAAACAUGAUGAUGGAAUCUCAGCAUGAAUAUUUGGAAACUGUAGCGGGAUAUAUAUUCGACGAUGACAAACUGGUAACAUAUAAAUGGUUGAGCAAGGAACUGGAAGUUCACGUCAACAUCGCAAAGCAGAUUUUGUGGGAAUUUUGGCAGAAAUAUAAAGAGAAGAAACAGUUCGAAUGUGUGUUUCUGCUAAUGGGUCACUUGCAUGAUGAUGGUAUGCGAGUUGAGAUUGUAAAAGAAAAAGAUCUGUCAACAGCGAGAGAAAAAUACAGCAAAAUUAUCUCCAAGCAUGUUUAUAGUCUUCAAAAAGUACUUCCCGAAAUGCAGUUGCUUGGGUUAGCUGAAGACGGGGACGUUAAAUUCAGUGGUAUCAAAUGCAUUGAGAAUAACGAACGUAAUGAUGAGGAAAUGCACAUGUUCCGUUGGGGUGCUGUGUCAAAGGAGAUCGAAUCUGCUCCUUGCGAGAAAGUACAGUCAUCGGUAUUGGAGGCAGUCAAUGAAAGAAAAGCAACGAGCCCAGAAGAGAAGCAGGUUGCCAAAAAGAAAAAUGCCGACAGGAAAGGUUUCGACAAUUUAUUUGGAAAGGCUGGUAAUAAGCAGAAAAAUCCGUCCGCAUCGUCUAGCGCAGAUAAGAUGGAAGUGGACUCUUCCAAUCAUAAGAGAGAAACAUCUAAAAAUAUUAUUGCAGAGAAAAAGAAAAACACGCAAAAAGGGGGACUGAGCAGCUUUUUUGAACUGGGCAAGAAUCAAACAAAGACUACAGAUUCUUUGAAUAAAGACAAAAGUGCAAAUUCUUUGGACAAGGAUAAAUGUACAAAUUCCUCUGACAUGGAAAAGGGCGCAAACUCCUUGACGAAAGAAGCUACAGAAGAAAAAGUUUCGAAAACUAAUCACAAACAGAAACAGAAUAUGAAAGAUUCUGAAGAAAAGAUUUCGAAAACCGAUCAUAAACAGAAACAGAAUGUAAGAAGCAGAAAACGCAAUCGGAGUAAGGAAACCAAUAAUGCUGUGAAGAAGCGAAAACGUAUUACAAUUCAGAAUGAUUCUAGUAGUUCAGAGUCCUCUGACAAUGAAAAUGAACCAGAAUUGGAUUUACCACUCUCGCCUGAAAGUCCUCCUGCUUUUCUAAAGAACCGUUCUGUUUCUCCACCACAAGUUAAACAUGAAAAUGGGAAACGCAAAGUUCUAAAAAUAGUAGACAAAACAUUCGAGGAAGAUGGUUUUCUUGUUACAAAAAAAGUACAUGUUUACGAAAGUUGUUCUGAAGAAGAACCAGAAAUUAUAGAACCGAAAAAUGAAAAGAAAAUUGUAUCUGAAUCACAUUCAGAAGUCAAAGGAAAGAGAAAUACUAAACAGACUACUUUAAUGAAUUUCUUUAAGAAGUCGUAGCACAUUUUAUUACAUUGUAUUACCUGUUUUACAAUUUAAUUAUUUACCGAAAUGCAAUAAUGUUUUAUGAUUCUAUUAUAACAUACAAAAUACAAAUAAAAUUUUAUAUUUUGCAAAUAAUUGAUGUAAAAUUACUAAACAAAAAUAUGUUAAAUUUUCAUCUUCAAAUUAUAAUUAUCUUCCAAGUCUAGGUGAAAUAAAUGUACAUAUUAAAGUUAUCAGUUGUCAGAUAUGUUAUCACAGGCAUGAUAUCAGAAGCAUGCUACACCCUAAAUAUGAGUAAUACUAAAUAUUGAUUGCUUGAGUAUAAACUAUACAAUUAGUAAUUUAAUACAAUGAUUAUUUAUUUAAAUAUUAUUGGAUUGUAUUUUCUAUGGACAGUACAAAUUUCUACGUGUGAUAUAUGUUCAACAUGUUCAUGCACAAUUUUAAUACAUGAAGAACAAGAAAUUAACUGUCAUGGAAAACAUUUGGCAAAUAAUGAUAUGCUUAACUUUGAUUUACUAACAUUAAAUAAUCAUCAAAUUUUAAACAAACUUGUUUUAUCUAAAAACAACAUAGUUAAUUUACCUAGGAAUUUAUUGAAAAAGUUACAAUUUUUAAGAAAUUUAGAUUUAUCUGAAAAUAUUAUAGAAAAAAUAUAUACAACAAUGUUCAUAGACUUGAAUAGUCUGGAAAAUCUAAAUCUUUCCAAAAAUUCACUAAAAACUUUUGAUGAUUCAUUGUUGGAAGUACUACCUGCAUUGUUGUCAUUAAAUCUCAGUUACAAUCAUAUAGAUUCAAUAGAUCAUCUAAUGAAUAACACUAUAACAAAGAUUAAUACACUUGAUCUUUCUCAUAACAAUAUAUCUAGUUUACCUAAAGGAUUCUCUGCAUCAUUGCUAAAUUUACAAUAUUUAGAUUUGUCAUUUAAUAAAAUCCAUUCUUUGGAGGAUUGUAAUCUAAUGCAUUUACAUUCUUUGAAAGCAAUUUAUAUAAAUAAUAAUUUCAUUAUUACACUAGAUAUGCAAGCAUUACCAAAGACAUUGAUCGAGUUACACUCUGGAUAUAAUCAAAUUUCAGAAAUAUUAUACAAUUCAGUUCACAUUGAAAUAUUAAAUCUACAGCACAACAAUAUUUCUGCAUUACAUGCAAACUUAAUAACAAAUAAUUUACAAUCUCUAAAUAUUAGUGGAAAUCUGUUAUCAGACUUCUCAAAUGUUAUAUCUGAAAAUUUGAAAGUGUUAGAUAUAUCUAACAAUAAAUUGACUUAUGUCCCAGAAAUAAUAUCUAUUAAAAAUUUUCCAUUAUUGUUUCAACUUGAUGUCAGUGAAAACCCUAUUAAAAACUUGACAAUUAACUCUGACUUAAAACUAAAUUUAUUUGUUGCAAAUAAAAUGAAUAUGUUAAAGAAUAUUGAAAAAGAUACAUUAUCAAAUUUAAGAUCACCAUCGAAUGAUUGUAUUAAUCUUACUAUAUCCAAUAAUAAAAUGUUGACUUUCAUUCAUGAAGAUGCUUUGAGACACAUGAAUUUAUGUUCAUUAGAUUUGAGUAAUAAUCAACUUUCCUAUGUGGCACAAAAACUGAUCAUGCAGAGCAGUAAUUUUACAAUAUACAAUGUCAAUUUACAAGGAAAUCCACUUAAAUGUAAUUGUGCAUUACAAUGGAUGUUAAACGAUUUGGUUCCACAACUUUAUACCACCCAGCCUCGUCUUUUAGAUGAUUUGAGAUGUGCUUGGCCUCCACAAAUAUCGAAUAUAAGAAUAGUACAUUGGUACGGAUGGAAAGAUCAAGUAUUUUGUGCUAAUAUGUCAAUUUUGAAAGAAAAUUUGACAAUGAAUGUUGCCAGUGUAAUGACUACUGAAGUAAUACAUUUUGACUCGAGUACUGGUCUGCUAAUUGUUGUAGGAAUAGCUAUAACUGUAUUAAUACUUUUAAUAGUAGGAGGCAUUGUAUGGACACAAAGAGUAGCCAUAAAAAGAAGAAGAAUUAAUAGGAAAUUUUAAAAUUUUAUAUAAAUUUAUUUUACUUAUUUACUUUUUACAAAUUUUUUUUAAAUCCAAAAAGUUUUUUAAAUGUUCAAUAAAUUGAUAUUUUAAGAAUACAUUUUUCAAUUAUCAAAGUGAUUUAUAUAAUAACAUAUAACUUAUACUAUUUCUUAAAUUGAUUAAAAUUAAGUAAUAAAUCGAACUGAUUCAUAAAUAAUAAAUUUCCUGAAUUAAUUUAUAAUUUACUGUACAUUUGUUUAAAUAUUAAAUAUCACGUGAAACUGAUAGAAUUGUUAACAUGCAAUUAAACAUCAAUACUGAUACAAAAAAUUAAUUUAAUUAAUAAAGUUUGUUAAAAAACCAUGUAAUACGAUUAUCACAUGCAUGGUUUUCUUUUUCAUCAAAUUUAGAUGUUAUUAAAAAAAAAUAAGAACAAAUUAAAUAUUAUUUUUAACAUACAAAAUGCAUAUAAAUUUAUGUAUAAGAAUACAUAUAUAGCAAUAUAUUUAU
Heterotrigona itama is the source of this 3973-nucleotide messenger RNA. NCBI's taxonomy places the organism in Eukaryota, Metazoa, Arthropoda, Insecta, Hymenoptera, Apidae. The record is from the annotation of a GenBank genome assembly.